Drosophila montana is the source of this 2439-nucleotide messenger RNA. RefSeq names its product zinc transporter 63C (gene ZnT63C). The transcript has 7 exons. Bases 124 to 1488 code for a protein of 454 amino acids. Gene Ontology annotation, cellular component: membrane. Gene Ontology annotation, molecular function: zinc ion transmembrane transporter activity. Gene Ontology annotation, biological process: zinc ion transmembrane transport; detoxification of zinc ion; intracellular zinc ion homeostasis. The record is from RefSeq and is a predicted model, not a curated record. Lineage: Eukaryota; Metazoa; Arthropoda; Insecta; Diptera; Drosophilidae.
AUAUUAUAUAUAUACAUAUAUCUAUAUAUAAUACAAGUGAAGCUGCCACAUAACAGUCUAUAAGCCACACGCAGAGGCAACGCAGCAGCGGCAGCUUCUGUGUCCCAGAAAUCCUGCAACCAAAUGAAGUUCUUUGCUUUCUCCAAGAUGUCCAAAUAUUCGGGCAAAAAAUGCCGCCUCCUCUCGAUGAUGUGGCUGACGGCCUUCUUCUUCUUUGUGGAAAUCAUAGUCGGCUAUGUGACCAACUCGAUGGCCCUCGUCGCGGACAGCUUUCACAUGCUGGGCGAUAUAGCCGCCCUGGUCAUAUCAUUCCUCUCAGUUAAGAUGUCACCCAAAAAAUGGUCUAAGAACACAUUCGGCUGGGCACGCGCCGAGGUUCUGGGCGCUCUGGUCAAUGCUGUGUUUCUGGUCGCGCUCUGCUUCAGCAUCACAAUUGAGGCUUGCAAAAGAUUCAUCGAGCAGGAGCCCAUACAUAAACCUGAGCUGCUGCUUAUUGUGGGCAUACUGGGUCUGCUGGUCAAUAUGAUUGGCCUCUGUCUCCUAUAUGAGCACGGCGGUCAUCAUGGACACUCGCAUGGCGGUGGUCUGACGCGCAAUCACAGCCGCCUCACGGAGCUGGCCAACAUGGACGAGGGCGAGGAUGAGCAAAACGAUUAUGCCUAUGAGAAGCAGAAGGAGAAGCAGGUGAAGAAGUCCAGUCACGGUCACAGCCAUGAUCCCGGCCAGAUGAACAUGCGUGGCGCCUUUCUGCACGUGCUCAGCGAUGCUCUGGGCAGCGUCAUUGUCGUGGUCAGCGCGUUGGUCGUCUGGAAGAGCGACUGGCAGUAUCGCUUGUACAUUGAUCCGGCUCUGUCUAUUGUGCUGGUAGCACUCAUCUUGCACUCUGUGUGGCCGCUGUUGCGUGAAUCUGCGCUUAUUCUGCUGCAAACGGUGCCCACGCACAUUCAGGUGGAUGCCAUACAGAAGCGUCUCCUGGAGAAGGUCGACGGCGUGCUGGCCGUGCACGAGUUUCAUGUCUGGCAAUUGGCCGGCGAUCGCAUCAUCGCCUCCGCGCACAUACGUUGUCGCAACUUGUCGGAGUAUAUGAAGAUAGCCGAGAAGGUCAAGGAGUUCUUCCACAAUGAGGGCAUACACUCGACUACCAUACAGCCGGAGUUCAGUGAGAUUGAGGGCUGCAAUAUGUCCGAUGGCACCUCGAGCAUUAACAUGAGCGGCUCCGAUUGCUGUGCCCUCGACUGCCCCACCACGGACGAGGGCUGCGUGAAGGCCACCUGCUGCCAAAACAACAACAAAUUGAAUCAACUGCCCUCGCCGACCAAUUCGCCGUACAUGUGCCGCCAACGCAAUGCGGCACGCCAGGCUGGCGAUGUUGAGGCCGGCUCGCUGCUAGAAGCCGCCGCCGCCGCCGCCAGUGGCAACCAAGCGAUAAGCAAUGGCAGCGCUGUCACAGGAUCUGCGGAGCCAACGCCAAAGAAUGAAAUAGUCUGACAACAGCAACAGCAGCGGCAGCCAGCACAACAACAUCAAGUACACUUUGCCACAAGCCCAACCACAUCCACACGUGAUAUAUUUUACGAGCCAAACAGUCAAGCAACUUCCAGAGUCAUCGCGGCCAGCGAUGCCAGUCCAAGUCUCUCGCUAACCGCACAACGACGCCGCGAACUGCAGCUGCGCGCCGAGCAGCAUUGCCAUGAGCAGGUGAAGCUCAGCGGCGGCGCCUGCACGCGCAACGGGGAUGAGGUGGCGCUUUAAACCUGAAAAGGAGGACGGAGACUGUCGUGUUGGGCUUUUUUCUUAUAUAUAUAUAACACGCAUUCUUCUUGGCAACUUAAACUGUUCUUUAGUAGAAUUUACAUAUAGGGCCAUUAGAUUUGAGGCGUGGCCAAGUGCAGGUUCUGAGCGAUGUUGUUAUUGCGCGAGUCUAGUUUAAAACAAAAUAUCGAGCGUGUCUGUGUUUUUGUGAAGCCCCACCCACCCCACCACUGCACAGACACAACCCACACAGCGUAUUUCAUUUGAUUUUCUGUGCUAGCUUAAUUCAAUUCAAAAAAUCUUUAGACUUAGAGCCGCGAAAAACAUGCAGUUGAAAUGUCAUUCGUAUAAUAAAUGAUUAUAUGGGAUGUUGAUAGCGUUAACAAGAAAAACAAAAAACAUAUAUAAUAACACAAAAAAUAGUUAAUUUUAGCAUUAAGUCCAAAGCAACAUUAACAACAAUUAAGCAUAUGUACGUUUUUUACAUUUUGAAGAAGUUUAUACAUGAAACGAAAACAACAAAAUAUAUAUUGUAUUUAGUAGUUAUAUAUAUAUAGUUAAUGAUCAAAGACAGUGGCCGUUGGGCGCGUUUAGUGCGAAUGUUUAGCGAAAAGUUGAUAGAAUUACAAAUACCUAGUGUAUUAUCAUAUGCAAAUUCGAUGAAAGGAAAAUAAAAUAAAACAAAAA